UUUGGAAAUAACGAAAUGUGGGUUGUUUUGUGGUUGUUCUUCUCACUGACUGACUCAACGAACGCUUUUGAAAAGAGGAUUUUCGAUUCGUCCAGUAUGACAACAGAAACCAUCGUCCUCAAGGCUGGCGAAAACAGAACACUCUCUUGUCCAGGUGUUAAUGAACACUCCCUAGUUCAGGCCCUGGAGUGGUUCUCAUUAACCCGCAACGUCAAACUUGUGGAAUUCAUGAGCAAUUCGACCACAGUGUGGGACAAUCGGAUAUCACUUGAUACGAAAACCUAUGGACUAUCUUUCCACCCUGCAUUGGCUGAAGACAGUGCAGACUAUAUUUGCCUGGUUAAUAGUCGUCCCAAACCGGAUGGCAUCGUCAGACUGAUUGUACAAGAUGUUCCAGAUCCUCCUGGAAGGCCGCUUAUUGUAAGCUUUACCUCACGCUCUGUCAAUCUGUCCUGGGCCCCAUCCCAGGACACACAUCACAGUCACGUCACUCACUAUAUCAUCCACACAAGAGUUGGUGAGGAUGGAGAAUGGAACGAAGUUGGUGGAAUCCUGACACCGACCAAUGAUAGUACAUUUCAAAUAACGCAUUUGAAACCGUAUACAGUCUACAGCUUCAGAGUUGUAGCAGUUAACAUCAUGGGAGCUAGCCACCCCAGUAAAGAAUCCUAUUAUAUGGUUACUCUCCGAGAAGCACCUACUGGUAAACCAGUAAUCACCAACGCUCAUAAUACCUCUUCAACUUCCCUGCAUAUAAGUUGGAGGCCUCCACACAAGGAAACCAUCCAUGGUGAAUUCUUGGGCUAUCGCAUAGCCUACAGGCCACGUGACCGAGGAGAAGAGGCUUUCAAAGAGAUAUACAUAAGAGAUCCUUCUGUUGAGAGCCACACAAUACAAAGCCUGGAAACUUACACUCAGUACCUUGUAUCUCUACAAGUUUUCAACCCUGAAGGUCCUGGACCUAACACAACAGUCCUUGUUAUGACAGACGAAGGAGUCCCUAGCAAACCAAGGGGAUUGACUGUUUUGGAUGUAACUUCCGACUCCAUCAAAUUAGGAUGGCAAGAACCGGAAGAUGUAAAUGGUGUCAUCGAGGGCUACAGGAUUUACUAUAUGACCAAUUUAACGUAUGUACAAUCCCAGAAGCAAGCAUCCUCCCAUGUCAUAUACAACUUAACAAAUCUGAAACCUUUGACGGAAUAUAAAAUAUGGGUUAAAGCGUUCACUGCAAAACAUGAAGGGUUAUCAUCUGAUCCAGUUGUCAAUACCACCGAUAUUGGAGGCCCAGAUCCCCCUAUUAUCCUGAAUCUCACAUGCCAAACCCAGAAUACCAUGUACCUCAAGUGGAAAAGACCCAAUAAUUUCUUCGACUCUGUGGAUUUUUAUUAUAUUUAUAUACGUCUAGAUAAUCAUAUGUGGAAUAACAUUACUAUACCAACACAAACUAAGCAUUUGGAUACUGCAUUUACCGUGAAGAACGUCACUACUGAUGCCGUUUAUAAAGUUCAGCUUCAAGCAUCUACCAGGAGCAAUAGAACUGGUAGAAUAAUUUUGGGAAACGCCUCUGAGCCUAAGUCAGUUUUCAUGCAAGCGAACUGCGAAAAAAUUCAGGAAUAUAUGCGUCAUACCACGCACGACCUCAGUACUGGAGUUUUAGCUGGGGUAAUAUGUGCAACUUUUGCAUUUUUAUUGGCCAUAUCUGCUUUUGUCAUGUGGAGAAAAUGUUUCCACGCGUCUUACUACUAUUUGGACGAUCCCCCUUGUUCAGUACCCACUGCAUCCUUGGACUGGAACGCCACCCCCGACGGUUCCUCAGAUUACAAGGGGGCUAUUCCAGUUCAUAUGUUCGCUAAGCAUGUUAGCGAGCUCCACGCUGACGGGGACAUUGGUUUCAGCAAGGAAUAUGAAUCCAUUCAAGCUGAAGCCACAACUGACGAUCACACUUCUGAGCAUUCUCAGCAUCCAGACAACAGGGCUAAAAAUAGAUAUCUCAACAUAAUUGCUUAUGAUCAUAGUAGAGUUCAACUGUUGCCGAUGCCUGGACAGAAGAAAAAUAUCGACUACAUUAACGCUAAUUACAUCGAUGGGUUCCAAUGGUCUAAAGCUUAUAUUGGUACUCAGGGUCCACUACCAUCAACUUUCGAUUGUUUUUGGCGUAUGGUUUGGGAACAGAGGGUCAAUAUAAUUGUUAUGAUCACAAACUUGGUUGAACGUGGAAGGCGUAAGUGCGAUAUGUAUUGGCCUAAAGAAGGGACUGAGACUUAUGGGGUUAUCCAAGUUAGACUUGUCAAGGAGGACAUCAUGGCAACUUACACCGUCAGGACACUACAAAUACGCCAUCUUAGAAUCAAGAAGAAGAAGUCAUUGAUGGCUGAAAAGGUCGUUUAUCAGUAUCAUUAUACUAAUUGGCCGGAUCAUGGAACCCCCGAUCAUCCAUUGCCAGUAUUGCACUUUGUGACUAAAUCGGCAGCAGCUAAUCCACCAGAUGGUGGCCCCAUCAUAGUUCACUGCAGUGCUGGUGUUGGAAGGACUGGCACAUACAUAGUUUUGGACGCAAUGCUUCGACAGAUUCGUACCAGGGGUGAAGUGAACAUUUAUGGUUUUUUGAAACACAUACGUUCGCAGAGAAAUUUCUUAGUACAGACUGAGGAACAGUAUAUUUUCAUUCAUGAUGCACUGGUCGAGGCUAUAGAAUCCGGAGAGACUAACAUUAGUAGGGAACAGUUCCCUAAGUAUGUUCAAGUGUUGCAGAAUGUCAUGUCUGAAGACAGGCCAGAACUGUGGAAACCACUCGAAACACAGUUUAAGUUAGUUACGAGUUUCCAAUGUAAAGACUUCUACCUAGUGUCAGCUAACAAAGUGAUAAAUCAGCCAAAGAAUAGACGGAUGGAUAUAUUACCAGUUGAAAGUUCCAGAGUUCAUCUAACACCCAAGCCCGGCGAAGACGGAUCAGACUACGUGAAUGCUUCUUGGAUGCAAGGUUUCCACAGCCUAAGAGAAUUCAUCAUCACUCAGCACCCCCUCAAGCAUACGAUAAAAGAUUUCUGGCAGAUGGUUUGGGACCACAAUGCGCAAAUGAUCGUGAUGCUUAGCAUCAUCGAUAACCAAAACUUUGAGGUGUUCUGGCCGAUGGACCAAGAGACGAUUGAUGCGGAUUCAUACAAGAUCAAACUUGUCAACGAACAGGCUCAAUCGACUUACGUGACUAGGGACUUUACGAUGCAAUCUUUACAGGACGAUUACGAGAUACCAGUUAAAAUGAUCCAUUGCACCAACUGGCCCCAUCACUGUGCCAGUAUUGCUGAGGUUUAUCAACUACCGAACAUCGUUCUAGAUUCUGGAAUACAAAAUGGACCAAUUGUAGUUGUUGACAGAUUCGGUGGAACUGAAGCAGCCAGUUUCUGCAUAUUAACGUCGCUGAAGAAGCACCUUACUUACGAUAACCACGUAGAUGUAUACUUGUAUGCCAAAUUAUACCAUAACCGCAGACCGGGCGUAUGGAAUUCCAUGACUGAUUAUUUACAACUGCACAGGGCGGUACAGACCUUAUGCAGCCCCCCAGAAAACGCAACCCCUGAUCUGUACGCCAUGGCUAACGGUGGUGUGAAUGGUUCUGUUUCCAGUGAUUGCAUCAGGGUGCCACCUGAAGAACAUCCAUUGAUACAUAGCCAAGAUGUUUUGAAGUGUUUUCAUUCUUGAAUGUUAUCAUUAUCAUGAGUCAUUAAAUCUACAAGUGGAGAGAAUAGCAGUAACCCAUGUAGUUUUGAUUGGUGCACAAAAAAUGUAUUCAUUUUUACUACAACAUUUUUAGACAAAACGAUGAAAACAAGAUUUACAGUUGAAAAUAAUUUUUCUCUAAUGUAUAUUUAAGGUGACAAAUUUUUAAAGGAAUAUUUUAUUAUUCAUCUGCAUAUUUGUGCAUUUUUUGUGCAGAGUUGAUAGUAUGGCAUUUGUUGGUGAUACUCAGAUAAAAAUUAUUCGAGUUUACCAAUAGGGAAAGAUUAGUCUGUAAAAUAUGUAGUAAAUGUAUGUAAAAAUCUACAAAGAGUAUAUUAAAUAUUGUAAUUCCAUAUUUAUAAGUGUAUAGUCUUAGUUUUUGUAUAUUGUUGUUUUCAGAAACUAUAUUGAUGAUAUCCACUAAUUUCAAGUGAAAAGAGGGCAUCAAGCAUAUCCUGUAGAAAGUUUGAAAGUUGAUGACCCCCAAAUUUAGUAUCCGUCCACCCAGGCUUUGAACAUUUCAAGUUGAUUGAUACCUCUUUUUUCACUGGAAGAUGUUUUAUUCUUUAUCAAAUGUCUCUCAUCCAAUUGUAAUUUUAUAGGUGAAUUAUUUAAUUUAGUAUUGUAUUGUCGACUCGAUUUUUAUCACAUAUUCUCCAUGUUUUACUAAUGUUAUUUAUUUUUAUAUAGAUUAUUAUCAGUAUGCAUAUAUUUAUUGAAUCAAAUAAAUAUGGAAAAUUAUGAUUUUAGUUCCUUUUGUUGCAGGAAAAUGUGUAUCCUGUUUCAUCAUGUAUAGCAGAUACUGUAGUAUUCUAAAAUUCUUCGACACCUUGUGUAUGUUGCAUUAUAUUUGUGUUAUUAAAAUUAAAUUUUCAA
Molecule: messenger RNA, 4593 nt
Organism: Coccinella septempunctata (seven-spotted ladybird)
Lineage: Eukaryota; Metazoa; Arthropoda; Insecta; Coleoptera; Coccinellidae
Gene: Ptp99A
Product: tyrosine-protein phosphatase 99A
Exons: 17
Coding region: 16-3699 (1227 amino acids)
Biological process (GO): protein dephosphorylation
Molecular function (GO): protein binding; protein tyrosine phosphatase activity
Source: RefSeq, a predicted model, not a curated record